Messenger RNA from Triticum dicoccoides, 693 nucleotides. RefSeq lists its product as uncharacterized. The record is from RefSeq and is a predicted model, not a curated record. The transcript is spliced from 3 exons. NCBI's taxonomy places the organism in Eukaryota, Viridiplantae, Streptophyta, Magnoliopsida, Poales, Poaceae. The coding region runs from base 1 to 693 and encodes 230 amino acids.
AUGCAAUGUGGAAAUGCAGAAGACAGAGCGCAAUGGAAUGCAAGCCUUGAGAAAGAUCUUGUGGACUUGCUUCGUGAGCAUGAUACACCUGAACAUAAGGGUCAAAAUGGAUGGAGCUCUGAAGCAUGGAAUACGAUAGUGAAGAAAUUCCACCAAAAGAAUCCUUAUGCUAGGUACGAGAAGAAGAAAAUCCAAGAAAAGGAGAAAGAGUUAAAAAGAGAAUACAAGAUGAUCAAAGAGAUAAGGAAGCAAAGCGGCGUUUCAUGGGACGACCAGCAGUGCAAGAUUCUAGCGGCUCCACCACUUUGGAAAAACAUCAUCAUAUCACACCCUAAAGCUGGAAAGUUCAAGACAAAGGCCUUCCCUCUUUUUGAAGCUUUGGGAGAAUUGCAUGAUGGCCAAACUGCAGAAGGGACAUAUAACUUCACCUCUAUCGAGUUUGCUCAACCCAAUCACAACUCGAGAAUCUUGGAGGAGCUGGCGAGAAUCAAGGAGAAACAUCAGCUGAUGGUGAGAAUCUUGGAGGAGAAAGGGUGCAGAUUGAUGAAGAUGUUGAGGAGGUGUAUGUGCAAGAAAACAUUGCUGUGGAGCCCCAGCAAACUCAACCAAAUUUGGCUACUGUACCCUCAAGAAAUGGAGAAGAGAAAGAACCAAAGAGACGGAGGGGGGCGAAUGGUGAUGUGGCUGCAAUGA